GGUUCGAACUCUGCGACACUGUAAUAACCAUAGUUGAUCUGCCAAUAGUUUUGCUUGAUUGAAUUCAUUAAUAGUAGCCAAUUGUUUCAAUCAGAGAUUGGAUACAUGUUAUACAGUAUAUUGUGAAAGAAGAUCAAAUUAACUUUUUAGCGUAAUAUAAGUUUUCAAGCUUUCAAGAAAGAAGUUUUAUUAACGUUUUAGCAUAAUAAGUUUUCAAGUUAUCAUGAGAGGAGUAUGGGAGUGUACAAGUCUAUAGAAAUAUAGAAAUAAAGUCUAUAGAUAGUCUAUAGAAAUAAGCUGAAGAUUCAAUUGAUUCAACAUUGAACACUGAGUUUCCGUUGACUUUCAAGUCUAUCCUUGGACAACGUACUUUCAUAUACAAUGACAGCACUAUCUCAACCAUUGGAUAGGAAACUAUCCAUCACUAUCUUUAUAAUACUGGUAUUCCAUUUCGUCUCUUCAAAUGGUUUUCCAGCGUCCGAGAUUGGAGAUUCAAUACCUGUCAAACGACAAAACUUUCAAGGAUUGUACAUGUGCCACGACAAUGGCCAAUGUCCGGCCAAUCAUUGGUGUCACGAGAAGCGCUGUGAACUCGCCUGUUCGAGCAUGGACUGUCAACAGCAGUUGCCCCCCAACGGAAUCUGCAUUACUAAGCACCAUGAACCGACGUGUGUCUAUCCCAGUUGAGCACCCAAAACGCAACAAAACAACCAGAUUAAUCACCCAAAACGCAACAAAACAACCGGAUUAAUCACCCAAAACAACCAUUACUAUAGUGAGGUCCACGUUAUAAUGACAGUGGAUUAUGAUAGAAGAAUAGCGAUGCCGAUUCUCUGCAUUAAUUAAUUAUAUUUCUACACUGUCAAAAACAUAAUUGGCAUCGUUGUGGACCUAGAAAAGGAUAGUACCACCGGCUUCGUCGAAUGAUUGACAAGGAUAGCAAAACCCAAGUUGAUCAAAUACUGUCAUUAUAACAUGGACCUCAUUAUAGUGUCCUCAAUCGUGUCCAAUGUAUACAGUCAGGUCCACGUUAUAAUGGCAGUGCUUGAUUGACAAUGGUAUUGCUAUCUUUGUCUAUCAUUCAACAAAGCGGAUAGCGCUAUCUCUUUCUCGCUUUGCUCUGUUGCCGGAUCGUCUUUCAACAAUGGAGAAUUAAUAAUUAAUUAACAAAAUAUUUCAUCUUAAUUAUGAAAAUUCAUUAUGAAGUUAUUGAAAAAUAUAAUUUCUUGCUUAGUAAUAUAUAAUUGAUUAUUUUAAAUGAGAAUGAACAGUUAAAUAUUACAUCAAUAAACCUGUAUCAGCUAUCGUAUUUAGAAGGCAUUGACAAGACGAGGAUUGGCAACGUUGUUCUCCUAUCUUUCUCCACUGCCAUUAUAACGUGGACCUCACUAUAGUUCUAUUUUUUCUAUCCAAUGAUGAAAGCUAUCAUGUCCAAUAAACGUGAUUAUCCCUUCAAAAUUGAUUGAGAGUUCCCGGUAUGGAGAACUCGUUCGAAAUACCGAUGAUAUUGUCUCAACUGUUUUAUUGAGAGAAGUCAAGAGAAAUAGUUCAAGUCUCAUUAGGUGUAGCCUAUUCACGAUUUUGAUAUAGCCAGGUAACUCAAGCCACCGUAUUAGUUUUUUUGAAUCAGAUGCUAUAAUUUUUCUGUAAUAAUUGCAUUGAUUUAGCAAAUGGUAGGAUUUUUUCAAAAUUGUGAAUACCCCUAUUGUGUUAUUCAUUGCAUGAAAUUACUAAUUCAUAUUCAGUGAACUAUUCACAUGUUCCAAUUUCCAUCGGAUUAUGCUCGUGCGGCCCGAGGGGCGAUGCGUUCAUGCGUUUUUUCAACUUGAUCUGCAGGAAACCUUACAAUUCUGAGCCAUUAAAAAUAUAAAAGAUCUCACAAUAGCUUAUAGAUUAUACCAGUUCACAAUACAGUGAAUAUAAUAAUUGUGAAAGUGCAUUAUGUAAUGAAUGUAUCACAAUAAUUAUGUGAUACAUUCAUUACGGAUUGGAGUAAUUUUAUAACAAUAAUACCACCGUUGCAUCUUC
Messenger RNA from Nilaparvata lugens (brown planthopper), 2028 nucleotides. RefSeq lists its product as uncharacterized. The transcript has 3 exons. NCBI's taxonomy places the organism in Eukaryota, Metazoa, Arthropoda, Insecta, Hemiptera, Delphacidae. Bases 382 to 687 code for a protein of 101 amino acids. The record is from RefSeq and is a predicted model, not a curated record.